GACGGGACACCCACAAUGGCGGCUGCUCGGGACAGCGACAUUUCGUUGUGGCUUCACAAUAAACUGGGAACAUCAGCUGACACCUGGUCCGAGGGCUCUAUUUGUGCACAGUUGAAUGUCGAAGUGCUCAGGAAUAUCAAGGAGUGUUUCGUGGAGCUCCAGACGCAAGUUAAACUCAAAUUACUGCUAUCGUUCUUUCACAUCCCCAAACGCAAUGUUGAAGAGGUGAGUGGGAGACUGUGUGUUGCUGGUGUUGUGUUGCGGGCGUGUUGCGGGCGUGUUGUGUUGGCCAGGGCGGCGGUGGGUGUGUUGCGGGCGUGGCCAAAGUCUGCUUUCACAGCUGUGUUAACUAGGCUGUGUCGGUCUACUUACAUAAUUCCUGGCAAGCAACCUCAGUUCUUGGGUGUCCUGUUUGUUGUUUUAUGUCAAUUGUCAUGUUACAUCGUUCAUUUUGGUAUCAUAUUGUUCACAAUAGAAAUCUCUAAAGGGAUAUAUGUAUACAAGGUCAAAAAGCUCGGCGUGCCACCCGCAGAAAACCCGAAAAUCGGCCGAGCGUUACCAGUGAAGGGAGCACCCAUCUGCACACCCACAACACCUGCACAAAACUGUGUGUCGAAAGUUGAAGUCACCACGCAAGAUGAUGAUUGGGGCAAGGUUAUUUUCUGCAGGGAGCCACCAGAGAACCAACGAAUCACCCAUGACUUGAUAACAGAGCUUCGUAAAUUAGUCAAAAAGCACAGCGAGCUGGGAUUACUACCAAUGGAGUGCAACUACCUCAACAGAAAUGCAUUUAUGGCUGCUGCAGGUGGUCAGGCACCUCUCACCAAACACUUUGCUCUUAAGAGAAAACCAAAGGCUGCAGCUUUGCGGGCAGAGCUGCUUAACCGUUCAGCUGAUGCCCAGGCAAAUGUCAAGAAAAGUCAACUACCCACAGUCCCAGUACGCUCCAGAGGCAUGCCACGCAAGAUGAACGAUACCACACCAUUGAAGGGCAUUCCCAGCCGGUUGCCAGGCUCUGGACUGAGAGGUUCAGGUUUGGGUUCCACCCCAGUAAGCCGGCCGCUGGUACGUUCCACAGUCACCCGUAAAGAUGGUGGCAUCAAGCUCCUGGAUAUCACAGAGUCACCAAUUGCUGUUCAACAGGCCAAGAAAAGAAGAAAGCUGCAAGACACAGCAGAUGCCAAAGCUGCAGAUGCUGAGGAGAAGAGAAAAGAGCAGCAGCAAGCAGAUGGGAAGCAGACAACACAGCAGCCACAAGCACAGCAGCAGCAGACAACCCCAGAUUAUGCUGCUGGCCUCACUCCCUCCAAUCCACCCACGCCUGGUCCUCCAACACCAUCCACUCCACUACUUUCUGCUUCUGCUGGAGGGGCGUCCACGCUUCAUACUAAUGCAGUGGCUGUUGGCACUAUAGCAGCACGGUCCACACUGCAGCAGAAUGCCAGCUCUGGUGGCAGAGCAACUCCUUCUACUCCAGCACCUCCUUCUGGUGCGUCCACACCUCAACGUAUCAUUGUAACGCCCAGUACGCAGGCUGCAGGGUCUCCCACAGUCGUGUACCGUACAGUGGCGCACACUCCAGUCUUCACCACGGCGGAAGUGGUCCAGGCUGCCACCGCAGUUACUGUCACCCCGGCCACCAGUGAGGCUGCUACAACUGUUUCUCAGCCACAGUAUGCCACACUUCAGGGAAGGUCAGUAGUUGGCUUUGGAGGCACCUUGAUGAUAAGUCGGACUAAUGCAGUGGCUGUUGGCACUAUAGCAGCACGGUCCACACUGCAGCAGAAUGCCAGCUCUGGUGGCAGAGCAACUCCUUCUACUCCAGCACCUCCUUCUGGUGCGUCCACACCUCAACGUAUCAUUGUAACGCCCAGUACGCAGGCUGCAGGGUCUCCCACAGUCGUGUACCGUACAGUGGCGCACACUCCAGUCUUCACCACGGCGGAAGUGGUCCAGGCUGCCACCGCAGUUACUGUCACCCCGGCCACCAGUGAGGCUGCUACAACUGUUUCUCAGCCACAGUAUGCCACACUUCAGCCUGUACAGCCUGAAAUGGUGUAUGCUGCAACCCCUCUGACCACAGCAGCCCUGACAACACCAGCGUCACCAGCACCUCAACAGCCAGCGCAGCAACAACAAGUAACCCAGGUUAUCACUGUGACGCCGCAGCCGGAGACACAGCCAACCCAGCCAGUUCCUAUCAAUCAAGCGGCGGUUGCUACACAACAGCAACAAUCUCAACAAAAGCGAGGACUCUCACUCACUCGAGAGCAAAUGUUGGAGGCACAAGAGAUGUUCCGGACCAGCAACAAAGUUACGAGACCUGAGAAGGCCCUCAUCCUGGGCUUCAUGGCUGGCUCUAGAGAAAAUCCAUGUCCGCAUCUGGGUAACAUUGUGACCAUCAAGCUGAGUGAAGGUGAGGAGACCGUGUCACAGCCCGAGGGAACCCACAUCAGCAUGCUUGCGGAAACCCACUUCCAGAUGAAUUAUAACACUGGAGAAUGGAAGCGCAUCAAAAAAUACAGACCACUGCCAGCAGAGUGAUGUUUGCCAAGUUGCCUGUUAGAUGACAAUAUGGCAGACUUGCCCCAUCUCAUAGAUGCCACCAACUGCAUGGCACUCUGCCCGAGAUCUGCCCGGUUAGGUUUUAUUAGGGCUCCUGCAGUGUGAUAAAGAAAUAGUGUCCAGAUAUCCACGAAGUACAUUAUUUAGUUGUAGGAAAGUGUUGACCAGAACUGUUAGCACAUGAAAUAUAUGUGCUGUUUUCUGGUGCUAUUGGAGGAGAGAGUGGACUGGCCUGAAGAGGUUUGUGUGUGUUGAACAUAGCUAGUGGGAGCUCUGGUGACCUCCCGUCUUGUGACUAACAUGGACACUACAAUCAACCAUUCUCUUGCAAGCUUAAUGUCACAUCAACCACUUCCAUUCUUUACAUUAUACUUCAAUCAAAUAAUAUAUAUAUAUAUAUAUAUAUAUAUAUAUAUAUA
Messenger RNA from Procambarus clarkii (red swamp crayfish), 2984 nucleotides. The record is from RefSeq and is a predicted model, not a curated record. NCBI's taxonomy places the organism in Eukaryota, Metazoa, Arthropoda, Malacostraca, Decapoda, Cambaridae.